This is a messenger RNA of Phanerochaete carnosa HHB-10118-sp, 909 nucleotides long. RefSeq lists its product as uncharacterized. The transcript has a single exon. Lineage: Eukaryota; Fungi; Basidiomycota; Agaricomycetes; Polyporales; Phanerochaetaceae. The record is from RefSeq and is a predicted model, not a curated record. Bases 47 to 766 code for a protein of 239 amino acids.
CUUACAUACGGUGAUACAGUGGACACAGGACGAUUCCUGCCUGCGCAUGCCGAACUGCACGCACUGGUUCCACAAGCCAUGCCUGGUGCAAUGGCUCAAGACGGCACGCACCUGCCCAACCUGCCGCGCACCCGUUGAGGCCGGGCGCGAGCGCGAGCGCAACAUAUUCGGCCGUCCCCGCCUGCGCAUCUCACCCGGUGGAACCGCGCCGUUGGCCGUACGCGUCCGGAAUGACAGCGCGGCGACCAACACGAGCCAGAGGCGCGAAGGUCCUUCUCGACCUCUGCCUCCGUUCCGCACCGUCGACAUCAGCGAUGGCGAGGAAGACACUGUGCUCGUAGAGCGCCGGCGGCGCUCCCCGUGGCGGCCCACUUUCGGAGCCCCCGCUCAACCUACGCCGUGGAGCAACCCUGGCGCCGCGGCCAGUCGCGGCGCGAGCGAGUCCUGGCACGACUCUGGAAACACUGCUGGCCGCAGUGCCCCGGCUCCCAACAAUAACACUUCGGGCACUGCGUGGUCGACGAGUGCGGCUGAGCCUGGGUGGCACGUUCAUGACGCGUGGGGCGCUACUGCGGACGUGCGCGAUAAUGGCGCGGCUGGGCCUGGCGGAGGCGCGUCUGGAGGCCGGUCUGGGGGCACUGGUGGCGUUGCGCGGAACGAGGGAGAAGGGGACGGGAAUGCGCAGACGAGCAGAGCCCGGAGCCCGUGGUACACCCAGAAUCACUGGGGAAGUCUGGACGGGUCAUGGCCCCGUGGGCCGUGGUAAGGAAUUGCUGGCGAUUCAAGACGUACGUAGGAUGCCUCGCUAGUGCUAUUUAUUCAGGGACAGUGUAUUACAAUUGCGAUGUACUUUUAUCUAGUGUACUGUAAAUUAAAUGAUGGAUUCUUGGAAAGUGGACGUGUAAGCUC